Molecule: messenger RNA, 7364 nt
Organism: Phyllopteryx taeniolatus (common seadragon)
Lineage: Eukaryota; Metazoa; Chordata; Actinopteri; Syngnathiformes; Syngnathidae
Product: calmodulin-regulated spectrin-associated protein 1-B-like
Exons: 19
Coding region: 600-5198 (1532 amino acids)
Biological process (GO): cytoplasmic microtubule organization; negative regulation of microtubule depolymerization; neuron projection development
Cellular component (GO): microtubule minus-end
Molecular function (GO): microtubule minus-end binding; calmodulin binding; spectrin binding
Source: RefSeq, a predicted model, not a curated record
UUGAACAUUUAAUUAUUUUAUUUACCACUAGAAAGUACCCGCGUACCACUAGUCGAAGGCCUACUCGUAUCACACUUUUGAGAAUCGCUCGACUGUACAUAAAGCACUACUCCAUUUACCAUUUAAUGAAUUAAACGUCUCGACGCACCACUGAUUUGUUUUAAAAGCCUGGUGUUGGCGAAACUGUCCAACAUCGCCUCCAAGCCGGCCAACAGUUGUACCGCAUCCGUGUUGCUCGGUCUGGAGGACUCUCCCGUCCCCAUAGAGACAAGCUCCUACAACCGUUUAUCCCCCACCCACCCUCCUCAGCAGCGAUGCCAGCGAAUUAGAAUUAGCGGCAUUUGGACAUUACUAGUGUUUUUUUUUGUUUGUUUUUUUUAAAUAAAAAUUCCCUCGAAUUCCGACCUCGCGUGGUUUGCCAAACGGAUUUCAUUUAUUACCGUGGGAUUAACCGGUGUUAUCCAGAGAGGCCGGAGAUUUGUGUCGCGCAGGGCGGGGAGGAGCGUUCGGAGGAGUCUUUCGCCUCCUCCGCCAGUAUGCUCCUGUAACAAGCCAAGAUAGAUACAAGAGCGAAGACGGAGCCAAUGUGCCCGUAAAGCAUGGACAUGGAGGUGAGUGCCGGGCAGGGGGGCAGCACCAGGAGGAGAGCAGCGGAAGAUGGUGUUUCAGGAGGAGGAAGCGUGGAAGUUCUGGUAGUACCUCCAGACCUGUAUGACUCUGCCAGGGCCAAAAUAGAAGCAAAUCUCCGUUGGCUGCUGGCCAAAGCUUAUGGCAUUGCAGACCACAUCCCUGAGGACCUGCAGGACCCCUUCUACACGGACCAGUAUGAGCAGGAGCACAUCAAGCCGCCCGUCAUUCACCUGCUGCUGUCCGGGGAGAUCUACUGCCGGGUGUGCGGACUCAUCCUGCGCGCUGAGCAAGCCGCCUCGCUCCGAAGCCAUCAGUCCGUGCUCCAGGCCCUGUCCGCCAGGGGCAUCCACGUGCAAGACUCAGACGAUGUCCACGUCUCCACUCUGGAUCUCAGCUCAAACCCUGUCAAGAUGAGCUGCCACAUGCACCUGAUCGAUGCCCUCAUGAUGGCCUACACAGCGGAGAUGAUCAGUGUGGAGAAGGUGGUGUCCAGUGUCAAGCGAUUCUCCAACUUCAGUGCCUCUAAGGAGCGUCCGUUGGACCUGGAGGAUGCCAUGGUCCUUUGGGUCAACAAGGUGAACACAAAGAUGAGGGCUAUCUCCGAAAAAGAGAUGAAGAUGAAGCAGCACCUGCUGGACUCGCCAAACCACCAGAAGCCUGACAUAUUGCAUGCGCUGGCCCAUUGUCUGUUGGAGCCUGUGGAGUUUUCUCGCGUGGUGCGCUAUCGCAGGGACCAUCUCUCAGGUCGGACACUUCAGCACUUCUCCCUGGUAGACGACCUGUGCAAAGACGUGUGUGACGGCGCUGCUCUUCUGGCCCUAAUCCACUUCUAUUGCCCCAAACACGUUAGACUUGAAGAUAUCUGCCUGAAGCACAUCGCCUCCAUAGCUGACAGCAUGUACAACAUCCAGUUGCUGAAGGAAUUUUCCAAUGAAUACUUGAACAAGUGCUUCUAUCUGAAGCCUGAGGACAUGCUGUAUUGUCCUCCAGUGCUGAGGAAUAAUGUGAUGGUGUUCAUCGCCGAGCUCUUCUGGUGGUUUGAGAUUGUGAAGCCGGACUUUGUACAGCCCAGAGACCUUAAGGAAUUCAGAGAUGCAAGGUUAAUGCUGAUGCCGAAGGCCUCUCGAUCCCACACACCCAUCAAUUUCACCAAACGUAGUUUCCAGACUACAUCAAGUGAUGCUGAAAUGUUGACCACGCCUUUAAGCUCCGACUUUAGCACUUCCAGCUCUCCUCACUCUUUAGUGCCUCCAAGACAGAGACGACCGAGGGGAGUUGAGGAUGAUGCUACAGUGAGGAAUCAGUGCAGCUCUCUGGCACGUAAAGAUGAGAAGCCGCAGGGUUUGUCACGGGUCUGGCCAGAGAGAAGGCAGAGGCCUUUAUCCCAGCCGGCACCCUACGCCUUGCAUUUCCCCAAUCACGAGGUUGACACAGACAAUAGCAGUCUGAUUCGCUCCAUCAGCAAAGGCAGCUUGGCCUCCAGCAUUAUGACACCCAGCCACAUGCUCAUGGGUUCAGGUCGCCCGCUGCACGAGCACAGACUGAGCGGGCAAAGUCUCCUCAGCCACAUUCGUAUCGAGGACGAGGAGGAGCUCUUAGAGGAGGAGGAGCUAGUCGCCGUGGUACACCCUGCUGUUUUCCACCGACGUCCACUCAGGAGUGACAUCGAGCUGGAUGAACUGGAAAUCCCCCACACGACCUCACCACGGAGGGUUUCUAAUACUCUCGACAUGGACGUCUUAACCCCAGAUGUGCAGGCGGAAAGCUACUACCUGGAGCCUCUGAUGCCAGCCAUCCCUAAGCCAGCCAAAGAGAAGAGUAUCAGCCUCAACAAGGACGAGGAGUGCGGGGAGAGUCGCUGCAGGUCAGGGCUAUGUGGUGUGAAUCCAGCCACGGAUGUUCCACAUAAAUCACACAGGAAAUCACCAUUGUCUGAAUGUCGUAAAUAUGCGUUUAAACCCAUAACUGUGGUAAAAUCCGUGCCCACCCGGGAAGGCUUGACACAUACUUCACUUUCUGAGAAAACACAACCACAAGGCUUUUUCCUUCACUUGUCUGGAGAGUCAGACUGUCACAGUCAUCUUUCCUCUGAUGCAGAAGUAGGGCAAGACUCUGAUUCCGACAUUGCAGGUUUUGAGGAAGAUGACGAGGAUGUGGACCUGAUCGAGCCAAGCAGGGAAAAAGGAAUUGGCUUACUGAGAGAAUUCUCAGAGGUUGAGUCUUUUAAGCUGAGACAAGACCUAAAGGUGAGUGAGCGAGACGACAAGGAAGACUGGAGUGGACGCUCCAGCCCAUGCCUCAGUACCACAUCUUGUGCAAGCAGCUGCAGCGUUUCGGGCAGUGCCAGUGUCAGAAUGACCAGCUUUGCCGAAAGGAAGUUGCUUAAACUCAGCCUCCGUGACGGGUUCUCUAGCACCAGCAGCUCACAGAAGACGACGCCCGACCACUCUGAGAUUACUCCUUGCGCUCCCUGGCAACUAAAGACCGAAGGUAGCCCCGUAUGGCAAGCGCAAGACCCCACGUCUGCUGUGAGUAAGACUAUGAUGGCGAGUCCUCCAGUAGUGCCUUCAGAGCUGCUGCAACUCCACAUGCAGCUAGAAGAGCAAAGGCGAGCUAUUGAGUAUCAAAAGAGGAAGAUGGAGACCUUGUCGGCGCGGCAGCGACUGAAACUUGGCAAAGCUGCAUUCUUGAACAUCGUGAAGAAAGGCGAAGGGAGGAGCGACACACUCCCUCUUCCUCUCAAACAUUCGCCUUCCACCGAACUGUCUGGCUCUCAGAAAGUAAAGAGCCCCUGCUGCAAGGAUGACUCUUGUCUUGAGGUACUGAAGGUGCAGGCAAAGGCAGAAGGAAGACCGAUACAUCGAGACAAUCGGUUAAACACCUCGGCUCAGGAUAGCGCUUCCGAUUCGGAUGUGAGUGACCGUACCCGCUCCAUAGAUCUCCUCAACAAGGCCAUCAGCGUUAUCCAGCAGCAGAUGACGCAGCUCUCAUUGCAGCAAGACCUACUGAUGAAGAAGAAUGUGGCUUCAUCUGUGGAACCUAAAGAACCAGACCUGAAACCAACUGCGACCACAACACAGUCCCCCACCUCAGACCCCAGAUCCUUCGCCGUCCACUUUGUUGACUUCAACGACAGCAGUUGCGCUCCCACCCGUCGUCCUCCCAAGCUGAGCUCUAGCCAGCGAAGCAAAGCCUCAGAGCCGAAGCAGAGUAACAAGAACAGCAAAGUGUCUGACACUGAAGCUGUGACCUCUCCCAACGAAAACACUGGUGUAGAAAGCCAGGAUGCUGAAAGUUCCAGGUUGGAUAGAAACUUCAGAAGACGCACAACCUUCAGAGUCCAAAACGAAGCGGACCUAUCUCCUGUCAAGGUUCAGUCAGAGGACACGAGGGCCUCCGAUACCUCCAUCACUCCGUCACAUUGUGCAGAAGACGACGAGGUCGACAUCUCAGGAACAGAAUCUGUCGGUGGUAACAACAGCACUAGGGGAAAAGGUCUCCUGAUCGAGGUUGACCUAUCAGAGAUGAAGGAGCCUGCGGAGGGCGCGAGUCUCGACAUCGCAGACAGUGAACAGAAGAACGUGCUCGGCUUCUUCUUUAAGGACGACGAGAAGGCCGAGGAUGAGAUGGCCAAACGUCGCGCUGCCUUCAUGCUCAAACAACAGCGCAAAGCCGAAGAGGCCAGGAUACGCAAGCAGCAGCAGGAAGCAGACAGCGAACUCAAGCGUGACGAGGCCAGGCGUAAGGCAGAGGAGGACCGGGUUCGUAAAGAGGAGGAGAAGGCCAGACGAGAGCUGAUAAAGCAGGAGUACCUGCGCCGGAAGCAGCAGGCGUUGUUGGAAGAGCAGGGUCAGGUUAAGCCGAGCCCCAGGUUCAAGUCCCGCAGGAAUAGACCCAAAUCGCUGCACCGAGGCGAGUUCAGCAGCCCCUGUAAAGGAUCCACCACACCUGAUCUGAGCUGCAGCCUUCGAGGAUCCACGUUGUCUUUGGCCACAGAGGCAGACAGCAUCAUCUCUGAAGAGGCAGAAUCGCAGAGGGCUGAGUCAGUCUGCUCCAUGGAUUCCUUCCCUGUGCUGAGCCGAGCCUCCAGCAGGAACAUGGAGCGCGACUGGGAGAGCGGCUCCAUCGCCUCCUCCAUCACUUCCACCGAGUACAAUGGGCCCAAGCUUUUCAAAGAGCCAAGCUCCAAGUCCAACAAGCCCAUCAUCAUCAAUGCCAUCGCACACUGCUGCCUAGCCGGAAAGGUGAACGAGGCACAGAAGAAUGUCCUUCUGGAGGAGCUGGAAAAGUGCGAGUCGAAUCACCUGAUCAUCCUCUUUCGGGACGGCGGCUGCCAGUUCCGCGGCGUGUACUCGUACUCGCCGGAGACUGAGGACAUCGUGAAAUUCACGGGCACGGGGCCGCGCGUCAUCGGCCACAAGAUGAUCGACCGGCUCUACAAGUACAGUUCGGACCGCAAGCAGUUUAACGUCAUCCCAGCCAAGUCGGUGUCGGUCAGCGUGGACGCGUUGACCAUCCACAACCACUUGUGGCAGGCCAAGAGGCCCGGCAGCGCACGCAGGAAGUGACACGCGGACGCUCUGUACUUGUGUUCUGUUCUGUUUACGACCGUUGGGCCGGACCCAAAUAGUCGUAUAAUGUCUUCAGACUAAACGCUCAAGAAAUGCAACGGUGUCUUAAAGAGGAGUCUAUGGGAGAUUAGAAAUAUGUCAAAUGAAAAAUCUCUCAAGUUCAACUCUUUGAAAUGUGCGUGACUGUUCAUGUUUGUUUCAUUCUUUCAGUGUGAACAAUAAGCUCCUUGUUUGAUUCGAAAACAUCAGAAGCUAACAUGGUCAACAUGGUCGUAGUCGGUCAGUCUGUCCCUUCAACACUGGCGAUGUUAGUGCAGUGUUUCCCAACCUGUAUUGCACCAAAGCCAUUUUACAUGAGAAAAAUAUGACAGUACACCACCAAAUAAAAAGUAUACAGCCCGGAAAAAAAAUUUCAAGACCAAAAAAAAAGAGGGACCUUUUUGGGCAUUUUGACCAUUUUUCAUUUUCUACUUAUAAAUGCUUUAAAUGGCAAUAUUUGUGUUUGGAAUUUGGGAGUUAUUUUGUCAGUUUAUAGAAUGAAACUUAAAUGUUCAUGUAAUGUCAGAGCUGGAUACUAAAAAAAUAUAAUUGUAUUUCAAUUUACUUACAAAUGUACUAAGUGUGAAAUCUGGGCCACAACGAUAUUAUUCCGUUGUUUGAAUGGCAACAAAACACAGGUUAACAAUACAGUACCUUCAGCUAGCUAGUGGAAGAGCAUUAAAUUGUUCUGCCUGUCACUAUAUGUUGGCACCGUAGAUGGAUGAACAAAGGUACAGUAUUUGUAGUAAAUACAGUAGAUGAUUACCACCUGGUGAUCUCGGACAGCGUUUGGUGAUCACUGCACUAGGGAAUACAAAACAGCGAGCCGAAAGCACUAUUUUAUUGUUUUUAUUUAUUAUAAUUCUGCAUGUCACUUUUGUUUGAGCCCGCAGGUACUGUAUGUCCUGCGUUCUUUUUGGCACUAGAUCCGAUGGAGUGAUUGUCACAUUGCGACAAAGUUGGACCUUUUCGAAACGAACGCUGCUUCAUCCAUUCCUGGCGGUGAUUCUGACUUUUGACCCCGUCCUCCCCCCCAAAACAAAAAAGGUUUGUUUAUUGUAUUGUGAUGCUCAAGGCUGCUGGUUUGUUCCUUCCAGUCCUUCUGAUGAGUGCUUUUACAAAGAUACACUUUGAGCCCGUGUUUUUAAUGAGUGGCUUGGUUGCUAUUUGGCUAAGGAAGUGAGGACUGCUGCGUGGUUAACCCCUCGGAAUGUUUGAACUUUAUUAAUUUUUGGGGCAGAAAAACAAAAGGGGGCACUUCAGCACGGUGCAAAAAAGGGGGUUAGCACGACUGCCUCACCGUUCUGAGGUUCAAGGUUCGAUACUCUGAUCUGGCCUUCCGGUGUGGAGUUUGCAUGUUCUCCCAGUGCUUGUGUUGGUUUUCUCUGGGUACUACUAAAUUGCCCAUAGGUAUGAGUGUGAAUGUAUUUAUUUAUUUAUUUAUUUUUUGUCUACAUGUGCCCUGACUGGUGACUAGUCCAGAAUCUACCCUGCUUUUCUCACCGAGCUCGUUUUUUGGAAGACUUUAAAUUGCCCAUAUAGUGUAGGUGUGAAUGUGAGCCUGAAUGCUUGUUUGUCUAAAUGUGUCCUGUGAUUGGUUGGGGACCAGUCCAAAGAGUACCCUGCCUCUUCGCUGAACGUCAGCUUGGAUCGGCUCCAGUUUAGCCGCAAUGAGAAAAAGUAAAGGCAACCAUUUAUUUAUUUAUUUAUCUAUUGCUGCUGUUUUCUCGCAAGAUAAACAUUUCUACUGUUGGGGGGCAGUGUCAAUUUCGUGCCGUCUGAGAUCCUUGACAGGCUCAUGAGUUGUUGUUUUUUUUUUGCGACCUGUCACAUGAGAACAAUGUUUAAAUGUAGCUUCAAAUGCUCAAGAAGUUGCCUGCUCGGUCCCUGGUCAAUUGUAACGUGAUGGCGAACAAAACUGCACAAUACUUGAUUUUUUUUUUUGCUGCAUUUUAUAUAUUUUUAGUAAGAUAUUUUGUACCAGUUAAAGAAGCUAAAGAAAGAAAAAAAAAACAGGCACUGUUAUGAGGUUUAUUCUGUUACAGUCCCGUUUCAUUGUGUCCUUUAUUGUGUGUUAACGUCUUUGAAAAAUUUAAUAAAAUGCAGUUUAAUAUGUCGCUUCUU